This is a messenger RNA of Hydractinia symbiolongicarpus, 2404 nucleotides long. RefSeq lists its product as uncharacterized. Bases 709 to 2388 code for a protein of 559 amino acids. The transcript has 3 exons. The record is from RefSeq and is a predicted model, not a curated record. NCBI's taxonomy places the organism in Eukaryota, Metazoa, Cnidaria, Hydrozoa, Anthoathecata, Hydractiniidae.
UUUUAAUUUAAAACUUCCCUGUAGGUACAGUAUUUUUCUAACUUAACAGGGAAUAGAAUUUUAAGUAUCUAGGCUAAAUAUAUAAAUCUUUAAGUAUUUUACAAAGUUAUGCCCAUGCCAUCAUUUAUGCUGACUGGGAAAAAAUAAAGUAUAGCUAGCUAUAUAUGUAGCUACCACUUUUGCUAAUUACAUACCUUCCAACCCUGGAAUCCUGUAAAAUGGGAGAUUGCGUGAACUUUGUUUAGACUUUCUGUGGGGUGCUGCCAUAGUUAGUGCCAAGGGAAAAAAUUUUGAGCUGAUUUUGAGCUUCUCUCUAGAUCCUAACAAAAAUUUUGCUGAGGUUAGAAGAGGUUGCUGAUAAGCCGCAAACGCCCGCAUAGGAAAAAAAACGUGUAUACAACCAGCUAAUCUAGCAAACUUGUGGAUUACAACAGGUUAACAGCUAGUAUUUAGGAGUGUGAGGUUCGACAACCGUGACUCGGCAGAGUAUAAAAGAGAAGAAACUCGACAGAGUAUAAAAGCUAGUUAUUCAGAACAUUCAGAUAUUCAGAAUUAAUUGAACUUACUGAACUUGAAUUUACUUAUCGGUGAACUUAAUAGUGAACUUAUCGGUAAAUUUAGUAGUGAAUUUAAUGGUGAAAUUACAAAACGGAGGUUUCUCUAGCUUUUAAGAUUUUUUUUUCUCAAUCACACGUUACCACCGCUAAUAUGAACCUCGCAUAUAAAAGCUGUCGCCGUAUGGUACUUUUACUUUCUGGUGAUGUUGAAACUAAUCCGGGGCCUUGCACUAUUCUAAAGUCGGUACAGGGAUCUUUUCAUCAAGGGGAUGUUAGGCUUGGAACUUUUACUGGUAUACAAUGUAUGUGUAAUUCCCUGUUUGCGAUCGUUUGGUCGGCUCUUAAAAAAAUUUCUUUUUGGAAUCCAGGUGAUCUUGAUCAUAUCCUUUCCGAAGGAACAAAGUGGUACACAAACCUAGGAUACACAAACCAGUACUUAAGUGAGCUCCCAAAUAGUUUCGUUCUUGAAAAUGAGGUCAUACAAAUACAAAGUUUAGAAAAUGUUUCUCAUAUUAUUACAGACGAUAGCACUUCAUUACGCACUUUUCAUAAUUCAUCUGAUUCCCAUAAAGGGCAAGGAAUGGUGGGCAUUAUUAGCGGUGUUAGUUUUGCUAUAGUUUGGGACCACCCGCAAAUUUAUUUAUUUGAUCCUCAUAGCCGAACUAGUUUAGGACAAAUAACAGAACAGGGUACGUCAGUCCUUUUAAAAUUUGAUUCAUUGCAACAUGUUGAAAGCUACAUACGCGAAAUAUACGUCACCCCUGGCGAAGCAAUGUGUUUUGAAACUCAAUAUUUCAAAAUACUCACAACUGAACAGAUAACUGGUAACAUUAUGCUUAACAUUCGCAGGAAAAGAAAACUAGAACAAAACAGGAAGUACCGUGAAUCCGAGAGAGGCCGAGUGAAACAAAAAAAUUCAAUAGGCAAAUAUCAGAAAACGGAACACGGCCAAGCUAAGUUGAGCGAGUCGAUAAGCAAAUAUCGGAAAACGGAACAGGGACAAGCUAAGGUGAAAAAGUCGAUAGGCAAAUAUCAAAAAACAGAACAGGGUCAAGCUAAAGUAAAAAAGUCAAUAGGCAAAUAUCAGAAAACAGAAAAGGGACACGCUAAGAUAAAAGAGUCUAUAGGCAAAUAUCAAAAUACAGUAAAUGGUCGAUCCAAGCUAAGAGAGUCGAAAAGUAAAUACAAAAAAACGGAACAGGGCCAAGCGAAGCAAAGGGAGUCCGUAGGAAAAUAUCGGGAAACUGAGCAGGGCCAACAGGGACAAAAAACUGCAAAGAAACGCCAUGUAGUGGAAGGUAAAGCAACAAAACGUAAGCGUGUUAACAAUCUGCCUGAUUCUGAUGAAAAAAUAAACCAAUUUAAAAAAUGCAUUGAGAAUGGGCCAUUUUUUAUAUGUGUCAUAUGUAAUCGUUCUUUAUAUAGGCGGUCAAUUAAAUUUUUUCGCCACGUCGAUUAUCCUGCCAUUUCAGAAGAGCAUUUUUGCUUCAGAGUACAAAGUUUUGAUGGCAAAGAAUACAUAUGUGCAACAUGCCAUUCAAAACUUACAAAACGAAAAAUUCCUUCCCAGGCUGUAUCUAAUAAUCUCCAAAUGUUUGAUCUCCCAGAAUCAAUGAGCACAUUACGACGAUUAGAAAAAAUUAUUAUAUCUAAAAGAAUUUUAUUUAAACGAAUUGCAAUAAUGCCUAAAGGUCAGUGUCCUAAAAUAAAAGGUGCAAUAUGUAAUGUUCCAAUAAAAGCCGAUGAAAUAAGCAAUGUCUUACCAAGAGGAAUGGAUAAUAAUGGUGUAGUGCAAGUUGCGUUAAAGAAAAAAACUGAAUUUCAAAUCUAACGUUUAUUUAGAAUCG